AAAAUUGUUAGAUUUAUAUAUCAAAUAUAUGUUUCGAUUAUGGCUUCUACAGAGACUCGAUUGAAAAUUAUUUUCUUUUCUAUGGAUGGUGUUGGUCAUGUUAAUGCUUGUAUCGGGCUAGCACAAGCAUUGGCAAAUCGAUGUCAUGAAAUAUGUUUUUUAACUCGUAAGAACUUUGCUGGAACAUAUGAACGAUUUGGUUUCAAAGAGUUGAUCUGGGGCAUUGAGGACAACACCAAAAACAGUAAUGAUCAAAGUAAAAUUCAUCCACUCAAAGCUCAACAAGAUAUGCUUGAUGGAAUACGUAAAUCUCCAUUUCUUUCUAACAAAUCAUCCAUCGAAAAGCUGACAUCAUUGGCUGGACAAGAAGAUGACUUUAUGAAGAAAAUGAGUCUUGAGAUUCAAGAAGAGCACCCACAUAUUAAAAUGUUAAUCGAAAAAGAGCUACCUGACUUGAUAAUUGUCGACCAUUUUAUUGUGGCUCCAUGCAUUGCAUAUGGUCAAAUUCCAUGGGCUUUUUUGUUUAGCGGCAAUCCGGCUUUCUUUUUCGAAUCACCGGAUAUACCACCAGUUAUGUCAGGUUAUUCAUCAAAUGAUCGCACGGGCUGGGAUGAAUUCCGAGAAAAAUUCAAUAAUACAUUCAAAUUUGGAAUGCGUAGUAUUCAGAAUUCACUUAACAAAAAUUUGGGCUAUCCAGAAGUGGAUGAAAAUCAAUUUCUUUUCAAAUCCAAAUACAUGAACAUCUAUGGGUAUCCAGAAGAAUUGGAUUAUACUGAUUUGAUUACGUUGCCACAAAAUUUUGUUCGUCUUGAUGCUUUUUGUCGUGAUACACCCGAAACGUUCGAAUUACCGGCUGAAUUCAAAGAAAAAAUUAAAUCAGGAGAUAAAUUAAUCUACUUAUCAAUGGGUUCGAUGGGAUCUAUCGAUGUAAAUCUGAUGAAAAAAUUGGUAGCUGAACUAUCUCAAUCUUCUCAUAAAUUUAUUGUUUCUAUGGGCGCUGCUCAUGAUGAAUAUAAAUUAGCAGAUAAUAAUAUGUGGGGAAAAGCAUUUUUACCUCAAACUAAAAUUAUACCAUUAGUUGAUCUAGUCAUCACCCAUGGUGGCAACAAUACAGUUACUGAAACAUUUUCUUUUGGAAAACCAAUGAUUGCAAUGCCAUUGUUCGCAGAUCAAUAUGACAAUGCACAACGUAUCAAAGAAAAAGGUUUCGGUGAUCGAUUAGAUCCUUAUUCAUUCAAUGAUGGUGAAUUACGGACAAUGGUAGACCGAAUUCUCAAUGAUAAAGCCAUACGAGAUCGUUGUGAACGUGCUAGUUUACGAAUGUCGCAAACUAAUUCCAAGAAAAUUGCUUGUGAAAAAAUUGAAAAAAUUAUUCAAGACCUCAAAAACAAAAAGUCUUAAAUAUGUUUGCAUUGGAUUUUAAUGGAAUGAUCGAUGAUAAUGAUAAUGAUUCUUCACGAAUCGUUUAAUGAUGAUUAGAAAUAAUAAAAAGUUUCAAAAG
Molecule: messenger RNA, 1501 nt
Organism: Dermatophagoides farinae (American house dust mite)
Lineage: Eukaryota; Metazoa; Arthropoda; Arachnida; Sarcoptiformes; Pyroglyphidae
Product: NDP-glycosyltransferase YjiC-like
Molecular function (GO): UDP-glycosyltransferase activity
Source: RefSeq, a predicted model, not a curated record